Molecule: messenger RNA, 887 nt
Organism: Hordeum vulgare subsp. vulgare (domesticated barley)
Lineage: Eukaryota; Viridiplantae; Streptophyta; Magnoliopsida; Poales; Poaceae
Product: blue copper protein-like
Exons: 2
Coding region: 157-642 (161 amino acids)
Cellular component (GO): plasma membrane
Molecular function (GO): electron transfer activity
Source: RefSeq, a predicted model, not a curated record
CCUCCGGGUCCGGUGUGCGACACCGCUACAUCCACAGUGCUACGGGUUUGGUGAGCGCUAGUGCUACAUUACAUCCAUCGUCAUAUCAUAUAUCCUUUGCCUCCUUCCCAGUGCCAACCUCUCGUUCUCGCUCUCGCUCCUUCGAUCGUCGAUCAUAUGGCGUCCUCCUCCGCCGCCCUCCUCGCGCUGCUCGUCGCCGCGGGCUGCGCGGGGAUGGCUGCGGCCACGUCGUACGCCGUCGGCGAAGCGCAGGGCUGGGCGACCGGCGUCGACUACUCCGGCUGGACCAGCGGCAAGUCGUUCGCCGUCGGCGACACGCUAGUGUUCAGCUACGCGAGCAAGGUGCACACGGUGACGGAGGUGAGCCAGAGCGGCUACACGUCCUGCUCCGGGACCAACGCGCUGGCCAACGACGACAGCGGCGCCACCACCGUCCCGCUCAAGACCGCCGGCACCCACUACUACAUCUGCAACGUCCCCGGCCACUGCGCCAGCGGCAUGAAGCUCGCCGUCACCGUCGCCGGGGCCGGCUCGUCCACGGGAGGCUCCGGCGCCUCCGCCGCCGGGGGCUCGCUGGUCCCGGCGAUGGGCGCCGUCGCCGCCGCGGCGGCGGGGGCUCUGCUCAAGGUGGCGCUGCUCUGACCGUACGUCGGCGGGCGUUGCCAGGGCAGAGGCAGUGCAGGUCAUCGGUCGCUUUCGAGGAUUUCGGCCGUCUUAAUUUGCGUUACGGUUUUCUUGGGGGCGCCGUUCUUUGACGCGCACUUGUGUCGUGUAUGCACGUUGGUUUGUAGUCGUGCCAGAGCAUUAUGGAUUGUGCGUUUUGUGACGAAAUGCUUUCUUUUUCCUGACAAUUCUUCGUAAUAAUAAAGAUACUUUGUGCAAGAAAA